AUGACAGCUAAAAUCUGGUCCUCUCAAUGCACGGCUGGUAAUCUGCAUCCACAAGCCACUUCCUCACCCUCUAUUCGAAUCGAUGAAGAUGAAUUUUGGAAUGCUUUCACAAAUAUCGGUCCUAUGGACCUAUUUUCACCCGAGGCUUUCACCGCAGGAGUCUACUUGCCAGGCUUUAUUCAGCCAUUGCCAGUUGCGAUGAAUAUUGAGACCAUUGAACGUCUCCGGGUGAACGGAGCGUUGUCCCUCCCCAGUAUUCGCCUUCAAAGUGUGCUUUUACAGACCUUUGUUGAAUCUGUACUUCCAUCAAUGCCGAUCCUGGAGUGGCAAACGUUUCUCAAUGCCAUUCAUGAUGGAUGUGGCGACCAAGGGUCCAUCAGUUUGUUGUUGUUCCAUGCUGUUAUGUUCUCGGCCACGGCGUUCGUGGAUAUGGAGCAUCUGCUUGAAGCAGGAUUUUCAAGCAGGCAAGAAGCUCAUGAAGCCUUCUUCCAGCGAACUAAACUUCUUUAUCAAGCAAAUUAUGAGGCAGAUCCCCUUGUUAUGGUCCAGGCACUGCUGCUGAUGACUUAUCGACUUGACACAACAGACGGACAUGACAGCCACCAUUGGAUACGGGCUGCGAUUACCAUGGCACGGUCAAUUGGUCUUUUUCAAGAUCUCUCGGUAACCAUAAACUUUCAACACAGUCCAAGGCUGUGGAAACGAAUCGCCUGGUCAUGUUACAUGACAGACUCCCUGGUUGCAUUAAGACUCAGAUGCCGCCCUUCUAUUGAGAAAGGGGAAUUUAUGCAUUCCAUCCUUGAAGAGAGCGAUUUUGAAAUCAAUUGCCUGGCACCGGAAAACCAAAUACUAUCUCCAGAGUGUUCGCUGGUUCGAAAUCUGAAAGCUCAAAGAGACCUAGCUCUCGUUUGUAUCUCAAAUGCUCGAUUGUGCACAUGCAUCAGUGAGGUUCUGCAUCUCCAAGGCAAAAAUAGUCGCAUUGGAGCCUCUGUCUCGCCUACAUCUCCAGGCAUGAGUCCCAAGGACGAUUGUACUGUUCGAACCUAUGCAUCAGAAAUGGAACUUGCCGAUUGGGCCAAUUCUUUACCACCUCCUUGUCAAGCUUGUCCUGCGGAACCACAUAGCAUCAACGAAGAGCCAGCCGUCAUCCUUCACCGCAACAUCCUUCAUAUGGUAUUCUAUACCACAAUUGCCGUCUUCCAUCAAUCAAAGCCAUUUUCAUCCUCGAGAUCUUGCGUAAGGCUUGCUGCCAACCAAAUCUCUCGAAUUACUUCUGAGCUUUAUCAAAGAGAUUUGCACCAUAGGAUACCCGUCAUUGGCGUCACUGGAAUUCUCGUCGCAUUGAUUAUCCAAAUUUCCGAGAUGAAGGCACCACCCUCAUUGGAGCGUGAGGAAGCAAUACAGAACUUCCAAUUAUGUCUCCAGGUCAUGACAGGGCUGAGAGAAUUGUAUUGGGAAGCGAGCAGAGCUACAUCAUGGGCAUUAAAGGUUUUUCAAAAUGUAACCUUUGAUAGCCAACCUGAUCACAGUAAUAGGUUUCGCGAAAGGUCAUCUUCCAGUGAUAUCAGCUUGACGGAUUCUUUGAUUCCAGAGGUGCCGCUCACACAGGUCCCAUCAAUGAACUGA
Penicillium macrosclerotiorum is the source of this 1626-nucleotide messenger RNA. Its product is annotated as fungal specific transcription factor domain-containing protein. Lineage: Eukaryota; Fungi; Ascomycota; Eurotiomycetes; Eurotiales; Aspergillaceae. The transcript has 2 exons. The coding region runs from base 1 to 1626 and encodes 541 amino acids. Gene Ontology annotation, molecular function: DNA binding; zinc ion binding. Gene Ontology annotation, biological process: DNA-templated transcription. The record is from RefSeq and is a predicted model, not a curated record.